Messenger RNA from Diaporthe citri, 1674 nucleotides. RefSeq lists its product as uncharacterized. Gene Ontology annotation, biological process: transsulfuration. The transcript has 3 exons. The coding region runs from base 1 to 1674 and encodes 557 amino acids. The record is from RefSeq and is a predicted model, not a curated record. Lineage: Eukaryota; Fungi; Ascomycota; Sordariomycetes; Diaporthales; Diaporthaceae. Gene Ontology annotation, molecular function: pyridoxal phosphate binding; cystathionine gamma-synthase activity.
AUGUCUGUCAGGGCCAUCACCACUGAGUUUGGACACUCCCUGCCGCCCGAGGGCCCCCACACCAUCACCUUCAACAUCCCCGGCUGGGACACGGCGAUGAGGUUUCGUGACGGUGACAUGACCAUGUUCGCAAGACUCAGGUCUAUGUACCCGCGCUUCGCCCCCUUCGGACCAAUCCGCCAGCUCGCUGCAGCCAUAGCCCAGAAGCUCGCCCUGCCUGAGAUGACAGGAGUCCUCAUGUAUACGGACCCCGCAGCAUUCACCGUGCAAAAGGAGCAUUCCCUCUCGCCGCACAGGAAAGAGCACAGGCUUUCGGAGGAGGAUUUCUCAUUCAAGAUAGUGGAGAUCCACGAUGUCAGGCUAUACUGUGUCGUCUGUCACGUGGGCAAGACCAAGGGCAUCAUCGGGGUGUGGCAGAACACGGGGACAGGCAUGCUCACUCGCCCAGCCCAGGAGCUGCUCAAAUACGCGGACACUGAGUUCAAGGAGCUGGAGUGGUCUGGUGACCUUUGCGAUAUUCCAACUCCAACAUAUUACCCAGAGUCGGAAGCACACGGGAAGUUGCGGAAGCGUAUCAGCGACCUACUCCACAGAGCACCACUGGAUCCCGAGAAGGUGAAGGUCAAGCCGGACGAUGUCUAUUUGUACCAAACUGGCAUGGCUGCGAUCUACAGGCUGAAUGGAGCUCUCAUGAAACGGCGCCCCGGAACCAUUCUCGUCCUCGGAUCAGUAUUUCAUUCCACUUGGCAUCUAUUCGAUGAGACCCCAAGUGGCAUGAAACAUAUCGGUGACGCUAGAAGUGGUGUCAUUGAUAACAUCGAGGCUUACCUGGAGGCCCUCUACAAGGACGGAAAGAUAGUCAGCUACGCCUUUCUGGAAUUCCCAAGCAACCCCAUCCUUGUAAGUAUUGACCUCAAGGGCCUGCGGCAGAUCGCCGACAAGUACGAUUUCCCAAUCGUGGUGGACGACACAGUAGGCUCUUUCUGCAACAUCGAUGUCCUCGCCGUAACAGACUUCCUCACAACAUCCUGCACGAAGUCUUUCAGUGGUUAUGCAGAUGUAAUGGCCGGAAGCGUCGUGCUGAAUCCACUGUCCCCCUUCUAUGCCGACGUCAAGCAGAUCAUGGCCAGCACAUUCCACAACGAAUUCUUCGCCGGCGACGCGGAGGCCCUCCUCACAAACAGCGACAACUACCUCGCCCGCUCCGCGAUCUUGAACCGCAACGCCGCAGCACUGGCGGACUACUUCGCCACCAAGGCCGCGGACCCGGACUCCCCCGUCAGCCAGGUCCUGUUCCCGACCACCGGCGACACACGGGACAACUACGAGUUCUUCAUGCGCAAGCCUACGCCCGACUUCACGCCGGGAUACGGGUGCCUGCUGUCCGUGGAAUUCGAGGAUCUCGCGACGGCGCGGGCCUUCUACGACAAUCUCCAGCUGCACUGCGGCCCGCACCUGGGCGCUCAUUUGACCCUUGCGUUACCGUUCAACGCAAUCGCGAACGGGCGGACUCCGGAGGAGGCCGAGUACCAUGCCAGUUACGGCGCGAAGCCGGAGCAAAUUCGCUUUAGCGUAGGGCUGGAAGAUCAGGAAGAGAUUUUACCAGGCCAGAGAUCGGCGUGUAUCAAGCAGGGAGUCACCGAGCGGCCAUUCGACUCCAACGGGCGCAAGUAG